AUGCUGACCUCUGCAAGUGCCUUGUAUGCCCACAAGUUUAAUACACUCUUCCUACAAGAUGUGCAUGAUGGCGAGGUCUUUGGCUUUUCCACGAACCAAGUCACUCCUUUCAAUCUCACCACUCCUGAUGGCGAGACUCUUUACGCUUGGCAUGUUUUGCCGUUAGAUCAGUAUGCUUUGCAUGAGAAAGCCGUUCGCAACGAGCCUCGGCCUCAGGAUGGCGCAAUCGAAGACUUCACUUCUACAGCGGCUUUUCAGCUUCUCCAAUCGAGUGAUGCCAGAGUUGUCAUCAGUUUCCAUGGAAAUGCUGGUCAUGUUGCCCAAAACUGGCGGCCCACCACCAAUAGGUUCAUGGCGACAAGGCCCAACACUCAUGUCUUCACAAUAGACUAUCGUGGCUUCGGUCACUCCACCGGAAGCCCGCAUGAAGCAGGUCUGAUCACUGAUGGCAUCACUUUGGUGAAGUGGAUCCUGGACGUUGCAAAAAUUCCUCCUGAGCGAGUCGUCAUCCUUGGUCAAAGCUUAGGGACUGCAGUGUCCACUGCAGUUGCUCUGCACUUUCUAGAUCCGGGUAAUGAACUUCUGCCUCGCGAGACCAGAGAACUGUCCUCCUUGGCACGAGACAGCGAUCAGAUCAAGCCAAUGAUGUUUGCUGGUAUCGUUCUUGCUGCUCCGUUCAGCAGUGUGCCGACAUUACUCCUCACGUAUCGCAUUGGAGGCCUCUUGCCACUCUUGCUUCCACUCCGGCCUGUCCCGUGGUUUGCGAACCUGCUCACAUCGCAAAUGGUCGACAAGUGGGAGACCGCAGAGCGAUUGACGGCGUAUUAUCACCUUUCAGCCGGCGCCCCGCAGCUUGGAUCUCUUCAGAUUGUACAUGCUCUCGAUGACGCUGACAUCCCAUAUCAUCAGACUGAGAUGAUCUGUCGCCGUAUCCUGGAUAAGCGCGGUUCAGACAGCGACCUCGACGCGCACGAGAUUGAUGCCAAAAGCUGCAUUGGCGAGGGUGGCGCUGGCGUCCUGGAUGUCAAGCGGAAUGGGCGACCACGACUUCGAUUCGAGCUGGUCAAACACGGAGGGCACAACAGAAUCAUUACAUACAGUCCAGUCGCCGUCGCCGUCGCGAGAGCCUUUGACAAUCUCUUUGAUUGA
This is a messenger RNA of Pseudocercospora fijiensis CIRAD86, 1149 nucleotides long. RefSeq lists its product as uncharacterized. The transcript has a single exon. The record is from RefSeq and is a predicted model, not a curated record. Bases 1 to 1149 code for a protein of 382 amino acids. Lineage: Eukaryota; Fungi; Ascomycota; Dothideomycetes; Mycosphaerellales; Mycosphaerellaceae.